AUGGAUGCGUCUCGCCCUCUUCUGGCCGGCGACACUAGCGACGAGGAGGAGCUGGGUGCUCGCUCUCCUGAUUGCUUGUCCAGAUACCUGUCAGCUGGCAACAGCACGAGUGUUACCAACGGGAAAAAGCGAAGUACCGGGCGCACAGGCAAUGACCCCUCAAGUGGUUGCAAUGGUGACGAAGAUCUAACCGAAGAUAAAAGACCACUGUGCUGCUGUCCGUGUAGCCAGUGGCCAUGCUGGAAGUGGACCUUCCCAGAUCGCAUUGGCGACUACGAAGACUUUGCCAUGUCGGCUCAGAUCGGGGAGAUCUAUGUGUUGCGACAGACUGCGCGCGAGCAAUUCGAACCCAUGCUACCAGAGGACGACCACAUGCUGCAGCACCUCUGGGACGGCCUGUUCCCUACGCUGCCAUACGAAGGACGCGUCAACGUGCGUUGGCGCGAUGUGGGCUUUCAAAACGACGAUCCGGCGUCUGACCUCCGCACUUCCGGAAGACUAGCCGUCCGGAUGCUGCUCUACUUCUCAGACCACCUCAACGACGAGUUCAAGGUGAACGAAGCAUUCCCAUAUCGUCCGACUCCUACUCACUUAUUUUUCACUGCAUGGCUUGAAGCCGAGUCGGUCACAUCCUGA
Phytophthora infestans T30-4 is the source of this 636-nucleotide messenger RNA. RefSeq lists its product as uncharacterized. The record is from RefSeq and is a predicted model, not a curated record. The transcript has 4 exons. NCBI's taxonomy places the organism in Eukaryota, Oomycota, Peronosporomycetes, Peronosporales, Peronosporaceae. Bases 1 to 636 code for a protein of 211 amino acids.